UGUUGUCCCCGCGGGCGGUUGCAGCGGUGCCCGGCGGCGAUGGCGAUGCUGGUGCUUGGUUGGAUGCGGGACCGAAGGCUUGGGAAGAUGCAGGAGAUGUGGCUGUAGUUGAGGAUUAUCGAGUUUCUCAACUGCAUCCUGUUGUUGAGCCUCUGGGUCUUCCCACGGGUGGUCCAAGUGCUUUAGGGCCGCGGGGGGUCCUCAAGGAUGUGGCCAUGGGUGAUGAAGAUUUUCCUUCUCCUCUGGACCCUGGAUAUGAGGCUCAGAGACUUCCUGGAGGCAUUCCUGCAGGCAGUGGCCUUCCAGCUUCCCAGCUGGAUCCUGUUUCUGAGCCUCAGGAGCAUGCCAGGAAUGUGGCCGCAGGUGAUGGCAAUGCAGCUUCUCAGCUGGAUGCCCAUGUAGAGUCUGUGGGGAAUCGUACAGGUCCUCGGCAGAGGAAGUACGAGGCCCAGAGAGGAAAGUUGGCUGAGAAAUAUUCUAAACUCCUUCAGAAAAUCUUGAAGGACUUGGAAAGAGCAGCUGAUGUCCCUCAAGUCACUGAAGCUUCUGCAGCUUCUCAGGGGCUGGAGCCUCUGCUUGAGUCUCAGGGAGAUCUCAGGGGUCUUGGUGGUGACAAAGAUGCAAAGGCCGCAGAUCAUAAAGCCCUACAGAUGUACUAUUUGGUCCUCCCUGCCGCAGUCUUGGGUUCCAUGCUGUUUGUCAUAGUGCUGAGCUGUAUAGUUACUUCCCGGCUGAGGAAGAGAAAACAAGAAGCGGUACCAGCUAACCCUGCCGCUGCCUCCAACAGAGAGGAGUCAAGCACAGAGGAAGGCAGAGCAAAGGCAGGGAGCAAAAGAGAAAAGGAUGAGCUUGCCCUGGAAAAUGAAAAUUUCAACAACAGCUCCAGGCGACUCCUGGUGCCUAUCCCAAACAGAAUAAAAAAAUUGUUGGGCUAAAAUGGCGUGAGUCCUUGGCUGUUUUGGUCCUUUGUGUCUGGGUGUAAUGCACAGCACUUACAGCAGGGUUGGAUGAGGGAGAGGAGCUGUCAGGGAGUUGCCCUCCCUCAAGGGCUGCCCUCGGUCCCAUCAUCAGUGUAGUUUCCCAGCUCAGGCUGUCAUUAAGGUUUCAUUCAUCUGAAUGGGGGAGUGUGGAUGAGCCUUGGAGUGCAAGUGAAGUCACUGGGACUGCUCCACUGAAUCCUGAUGGAUUUGCACAGGACCAGGAGAGCUCUCAUUGCUUCGGGUGGUGCACAAGGCUCAAGGAGGCCUGAAAUAUUUGUCC
Molecule: messenger RNA, 1260 nt
Organism: Dromaius novaehollandiae (emu)
Lineage: Eukaryota; Metazoa; Chordata; Aves; Casuariiformes; Dromaiidae
Exons: 10
Coding region: 216-935 (239 amino acids)
Source: RefSeq, a predicted model, not a curated record